This is a messenger RNA of Cladocopium goreaui, 3675 nucleotides long. The record is from the annotation of a GenBank genome assembly. Lineage: Eukaryota; Dinophyceae; Suessiales; Symbiodiniaceae.
AUGCAGCGUACUCUGGAACCGGAACUGGCAACGCUUGAGGCACCAGUGGUCUGGGAAGGUCGCGGCGAGCAGUCCAGCCCGCUGAACCAGAAGGAAAGCCCAGUCCAGCCCAAGGAAGACCGCAAGCGGACUCGAGACGAGCCGGAGCUGCGGCGCCGCGGGCGGCGGCGACGCGACAGCCGCGACCAGCGAAGAAGAAGCAGAUCGCGCCCCACUGAGCGGAAGGCGGAAGCUGAGGAAACGAAGGAAACACCGAAGAAAACCUUUGGUAAAAAGGUUGCCGCCUUGGCGCUUCAUAGUGAGGGCCAGGAAGAAGCUGAAGAUGAGGUUGAGGCAGUUCCAAACACUGAACUCCUGGUUCUGGGAUCCUCGGAGUCCUACUCCUACGAGUGGUCCGGAGACGAAGAGGAAAUCAUCAAAGCCAAGGCUGCACGACAAGCUGCCAAAGAAGAACGGCGAAGGAAGUUGGAGGAGAGACGCGCCGAAGUGCAGCGAAAAGCAGAUGAGGACCUCUGGUGCACCGCCUCGGCCAGGUGUGGUCCCCCGGCAGCCGCCUGCAGGGUGCGCAUGGCUCCGUUUGUUGGCUUCCUCUGGGCGUUGCUCCUGACUGCGUUGCGUGGGUCGGCCGUGCCCGGCUGGUUGGGCCCAGAGGACCCUCCGCCGAACACCACUUUGGGCCACAGCCUGCCUCGGUUCGAGCAAACUGGCAGGAAGCACCGCCGGGCCUUGACCAUCUCUCUGAACGCCCGGUGGUGCCAGCAGCGCGCGCCUCCGCCUUGCCACCUCUUAGCUGGGCUACUGCCGCCGGCGCGUCUCCAUUGGAGCAAGCGGGCCCGACGCCUUUAUCCUCGGCGGCCUCGGUGGCCGGGCUGGCCAAUGCGAGCAUGCCGGAUUGGGGAAGCUGCCAAUCCAGGGCCCCCUGCCCCUGGGACGCCUGUGGGUGGUGAGCGGGGGUCGGCCCGUGAACGCGAGCGGUCACCCGCCAGUGGGCGUGGCGCGCCUUCUCGACAGCGGCUGUUCUGUCCCGUCCCUGGCUGCCUUUGUGCCGACCCCACCCGGGCACCUGGUUGGGCCAACGUCGCAACCAUGCGCUCGCACAUUGAUGCGCACCUCUCUGGCUCUCUCACUGGCGAUGUGCCCGCAUCUUGGAUGCAAACCCACGGCCGCACCCGCUGCCUGGUCUGUGGGCUGAGCGUGUCGGAGCGACACGGCGUUCAUCCCACUUGUCGCCCCGAGGCGCGGGCAGCUGCCCCUGACGGAGCCCAGCCAAUGGACAUCGACAACCUGCAACUGCCUUCCUUCACGGAGAUCCAAGCCGCCCGCACUCCCACAUUGCGACAUGUGCCCGUUGCUGCCCGACACACCUGGAACCACAUCCUAACCCGGGCGUUGGCAGCCGUUGUGCACCGGAAUGAUGAGAGGGCGUGGCGUGAACUGCUGAUGUUGCCUCAGUGCCUCCUUUGUGCACCAACUCGGGGAGGUCGGCGGCACAGCAAAGCGGUCGCCGCUUAUACCUUGGACCGCCUCCAUCGCUGGCAGGAAGGGGAACGGCUCUCCCUUUGGUCCAGCCGGGCUGUGGGUCGUCCUCGCCGAACUACACCGCCCAGUCCAGAUGCAAAAAGCCCUUCAAGCGCUCCACCCCGGAGCCCGCCACCCAGUGCCCCACCACUCCAUGACCUUCCCGUUGGCCCGGACAUCGCCCCUGACUUGGUGACCCGCUGUCUUCGUGCUUUCCCUUCUGACACAGCACCGGGGCCCACCGGCUUGCGGGUGCAACAGUUAAAGGAUGCAUGUGUGCCGGGGGGCACUGAGGCCUUCCUCGCUCAGCUUGCCGCUGUUGUGCAGCUUCUCGCUCAUGGCCGCGCGCCUGCCUGCGUUUCUCCGGUGCUUGGCGGGGCAGGGCUCGUUGCCCUCCCUAAACCCACGGGUGGGGUGCGACCCAUCGCUGUGGGGGAAAUCCUCCGCCGGCUCACGGGCAAGUGCCUCAUGUCCGUUGUCCGGGAAGAUGCACGUCAGCUGCUUUGGCCAGUGCAAGUUGGUGUUGCUGUGCCCAAUGGUGCUGAAGUUGCAAUCCACACGGUCCGAGCCUGGUCCCGCCGACACAUGGGCUCCAGCACCAAAGUUCUCCUCAAGUUGGAUUUCAGCAACGCGUUCAAUUGCGUGUCACGGGCCGUGGUGCUUGAGGAGGCUGCCUCCAAAGCAAUAGGCCUCGACUUGAACCUCGCCAAAUGUGAGCUUGCGGUUGCUGGGCCUGUGUCUGAAACAGCUCUGCAAGCCUGCUUCCCAGCUGCCUUGCUGUGUGACGGUGGUGGCACCGGACGGGUCCAGUCCAAUUUUGAUUUCUUGGGAGCUGCCAUCGGGGACGACACUUUCAUCCGUGAUCACGCUGCAGACCGGGCCGCCAAGGCUGGGGACCUGCUGGACGGGUUGGCUGAACUCACCGACCCCCAGGUAGGCUUACGCUUGCUUCGGGCAUGCGGGGGCUUUUCGCGCAUGGUGCACAGCAUGCGCUGCAACCCGCCGCAUUCCCAAAGCAUCGCGCUUGACAUGUUUGAUGGCAUGACCCGGCGCUGCUUUGGCGACUUGACAGGUGUACACCCCACUACAGCGCAAUGGCAGCAGGCUGCCCGCGGGCUCGCUCAUGGAGGGCUAGGUUUGCGGUCGUGUGAACACCAUGCGUCAGCAGCUUUCUUAGCUUCCGUCGGCGGCUCGCUAGCUGCUUGUGCCGAACUGGAUCCGGCUUUUUCUGCCGAUGAGCAAAAAAGCAGCCCUGCCGUGUCGGCCGCCUUGGCCCACCUCAAUGCCCACCUGCCGCCACACCAAGCUCUGAGCGUUGAGGCCGCCCUUUCCUCCAAGCAACGCGAUUUGUCCCAUCGUGUUGAUGCGGCUGGCUGGGCCCACCAGCUGAGCCAAGCAACCCCUAUCGAACAAGCCGUCCUUCAUUCUGAAGCUUCUGUUGGGGGCCGGGCUUUCCUUGCAGCAGUUCCCCACGGCGCCGGACGUAUGGAACCUGCAGCUUUUUGUGCGGAGCUCCGCCUCCGGCUGUUGGUGCCUGACGCUGAUGCAGACGCCUGGUGUCCUCGCUGCGAUGGCAUCUUGGACCGGCACAGCUAUCAUGCUGCCACCUGCAUUGCCGGUGGUGAACGCACGCGGCGGGAUCAUGCUGUCCGCGAUCUGGUGUGCCAGUGGGCCGUGCAAGCCGGUCUUCGUCCUGAAAAGGAAGCUGCCCAUCUUCUGCUGCCUCAGAGUCCCGAUGACCUCAGCAGCAGCCGUCGCCGCCCUGCGGACAUUUUCAUCCCUGCCUUGGCCGGGUCCCCUGCUGCAUUGGAUUUCGCUGUCACAGCGCACACGCGGCAAGAGACUUUGGCUCUGGCUAGUCAAACACCCGGAGCGGCGGCGGCAGCCUGUGCCCAGCACAAGGUUGCAUACCUGCAAACAGGCCACAUUUGCCAGCAGCAUGGAAUUCGCUUUUUGCCUAUGGUGGUGGAGCCGACAGGAAACUGGGACGAUGGCGCCAUGCACACCUUGAAGCAUAUCGCGCAUGCAGCAGCUGCCCGUACAGGGGCAGACCCUGCAAAAGCCGUUGCCACCUUCCUUCAGGAACUCUGUGUGGUGACGCGGUCCUACCGGGCUUGUGCAGCUCUCCGACGACGCGCAGAGCUGGCAGCUACCUAG